This is a messenger RNA of Pseudophryne corroboree (corroboree frog), 730 nucleotides long. RefSeq names its product CART prepropeptide (gene CARTPT). Lineage: Eukaryota; Metazoa; Chordata; Amphibia; Anura; Myobatrachidae. Gene Ontology annotation, biological process: G protein-coupled receptor signaling pathway; cellular response to starvation; negative regulation of appetite. The transcript has 3 exons. Gene Ontology annotation, molecular function: neuropeptide hormone activity. The record is from RefSeq and is a predicted model, not a curated record. The coding region runs from base 137 to 481 and encodes 114 amino acids.
AGGUCAUCCAGGGCAGCUCUAUGACAUGGUGAUGUCAGUAGAGGUUGGACUCCCACCCAUAUAAAUGUAGCUUCUGUUCUAUCCUGGAAACAGACUCACCUUCAGCCAAAUCAGCGGCAUUCUCCAUAUCAGCACCAUGGACAGCUCCCGCAGGAACCUGCUCACGCUGCUGAGCUCCACUUUCCUCCUGCUGGUGCUCAGAGCAAGCUGCCAGGACACAGAUUACCUGGAGACCCGAUCCCUGGACUUCUACUCCCCUGUGGAUAACAGCGUCCACGAGAAGGAGCUGAUUGAUGCUUUGCAGGAGGUGUUAGAAAAACUUAAAAGUAAAAAACUUCCGUUAUUUGAAAAGAAAUAUGGUCAAGUGCCCAUGUGUGGUGCAGGAGAACAGUGUGCCGUCAGGAAAGGAGCCCGGAUUGGGAAGCUCUGUGACUGCCCCAGACGGACGUCUUGCAAUACAUUUCUCCUAAAAUGUUUAUGAGUGAGAUCUUAAACCACAUUUCCAUCUGAUAUCAUGGACAGCCAAAAAUCAGAAUGUCGCAUGUGUGAUUUUUACAUGUAUUUUAUUUUUAGCCCUGUUUGAGUGUGCUAACUUGUAAUGCACAUUUCUAUUUUUGUUACAUGUGUUGCAUUAUUUUAUACCUACAGUAUAUACUUUGUAAAUUAUAAUUUAGUAAAUACAUCUUAAGCAUGUACAUGUUAUGUGUAAUAAAGAUUUUUUUAUUAUAAA